CUGGACCCUGGCCCCGCGGAGAAGAAUCGCUGUACGAGGAUUAACGCUGGGCAUUAAAACUCACAUUGAGCCUUGUGAUUUCCCCCCCCAUCCUGUCCCUGUAUCCCGUUCUCUCUGAGCCUGUCACACUGGGUUCCAUCGUCUGCUAACAUGAACAUGAACAUGAACAUCUCUGGGAUCCAUCAUGGGACGCUGAGGAUGCACGGUGGAUUCAUUUUCAAACAGUGGAAAAAGAGGUUCCUGCUGCUCACAGCUGAGGGCAGCCUUCUUGUUUGCCAUGAUGUGUCGUCUCCUCCCGACCAGCUUGUGAUGUUGCAGAGCAGCUGUGAGGCGAUUGUGGAAGGAAAGGAGAUCCUGGAUCUGCCCAAAUUACCAUCGAGUGGAUGCAGGGAUUGCUGCUUUGCUCUGAUCCUCCCCCAGAACAAGUACCUGCUGCUGCUGGCUGAAACACCUGCAGACUGCAGUCAAUGGGUGAAUGUGCUGAAAAAAGUGAAAAUGAGUCUUUCAUCAUCUCUCAGUCCCUGUAAGAGACAUCAGGUUCCAGCGCGCAUUUCUCUGCAAGACCUGGUGCCUGAGCAGAUCCUGGACAAAGACCAACCGUCUCCACCUGUUAGUGACAGGAGGUCCCCCUCCCCAGGGCCCAUGACCCGUCCGUCCCCGAGGGAGAAAGGCCGUAAUUCUCCCCGUACAAAGUAUGACAAAGGAAGUCCACAUUCCGUGAGAUGCCUGCGUCACGGCACCAUCAGUAACACCGAGGCAGUGAAAGCGGUUUAUCUGCUGAUGGGAGGGGCUGCUGCUUCUUCUGCUAUGGGUUACCUAGGGGCAUGCUCCCCCUCUAAUCUGGAAGCCAAAGCUCCUGACCUGCCAGUCAACGCAGAUUUCUCUGGCUGUGGACCAGCAGGGACGUACCACUCCGGCAGCCCCGCACUCGACUCCCCUCACUAUAACAGCUUUGACUUUGAAGUGGCAAACUCUGACUUUGAUGCUUUUGAUUGUGGUGGGUUUACGUUCUAAGGGUGUGCUGCUUCUAGGCUAUGGAUAUGAACGGUUAGAAUGAUGGUGACAGAGACAUAGGUUAUAUUGCAGCAUGACCUCUUGGAUUGAGGGAUUCAUAAUAGCAGUUUCAAAUUCAUGAUGCUCAUCUCCUUUUAAGGUGCGUCAAGGAAGCUAUUGACAAGCUGGUGUUACCUGCCGUCUUGAAACAUGUAGCAGUUAGGCGGAGUAAUAUUAUCUUUCAUGUGCAGUUGUGUCUGUGUCCUACGGUCCACUGUAACUCCAAUAUUACUUAUUUUGCUAUGUUGUUGUCUCCACUGCCUUCUGAGGGAACUAAUUAGCUGCUAAAUACUGCCUUUGUGCAGGUUGGUGCAGAGCAGGAAAUGUACUGGAAACAGUUGCCCACGUCAGCUGAAAACCCAAUGAGCACGGCAUGUGUACACAAACUUCAAAGUGAUGAGCCAAACAGCUAAAACGUGUCUCUCUCCUCAACCCAGUGAUACAGAGUGGAUCUGCAUAUUCAAGUGGGUUCUUCACUAGGCAUCAACCCUAUUACAUUUUCAUUGUCAAAUAGUUUAAUUUGUAUUUCUUUCAUUUUGAAUGGACUUGAAGUUCAAAUCAGUUUGUGUUGGACGAUCAGACGCAUGCAUGCACACAUUUUUGGAAUAUCGCUCUGACGUGUUUUGAAACAUAUGAUUCAUUUCUGUCGUGUUGUCGUUCCAGAAAAUCCUGCCCAGUGAGUGUUACACACCAUGGCAGGUUUCCUCAUAAGCCUUCAAACACGUGACUCUGCUCCUCCAACCAGACCUCGUGGUGUUGUUUUACAUCGGUACCUAACACACCCCCCAUGUUUUAACUGAAGGUUUCAAUAGUUCACAUAUUUAGAUUUUACUUGAACUUGUGAUUAAAUUGGACAUUCAGUGUGUCCAUGAGUUGGUUUAUGUGUUCACUUAAACUCUGCGUUAUUAACAGCGACACCUUAACUGUUCUAUGGACACUGUGAUCAUUAUUGCAAAGGUAAUGUCGUGAAUAAUCCUCUCACCACAUGUAGUACACUAUCAACACUAACAGUGAUUGUGAAUGUGAUUAGAAUUUGUUAGAAUUCAUGAUAUAGUGUGUAUGUGUCUCAAAUGGAUAAAAACAAUAAAUGAAACUAAUAAGCAGCAUGAUACACUCAUAAUGUCUUAGUCCACAGCCUUGAGUAGAUUAGAACAGAUCUGCACCUGAUAUCUCAUUUAGCCUCUGACUGGAUUAACCGGCUCUUCAGCAUCAUCUACUCGUGUGCAUGUACAGUGUUUCUUUCAACUAUCCAGCUGUGCUUAUGUCAUAUGUUCUGUUCAAAGCAGAUGGAUGUAUUGAUGUCUACUUUCACUUAUUUGAAUAAAGCCAACAUGUGGAAAUGUCUUUCACUUUAGAUUAGAUUAGAUUCAACUUUAUUGUCAUUGCACAGUACAAGUACUUAUACAACGAAAUGCAGUUUAGCGUCUAACCAGAAGUGCAAAAAAAGGAGUUAAAGUGCAGAGUAUUGUGCGUAUUUGAAAUGUAAAUAAAUAAGAUAUGUACAGUAGCAAAUAUAU
Messenger RNA from Platichthys flesus (European flounder), 2570 nucleotides. RefSeq names its product src kinase-associated phosphoprotein 2-like. NCBI's taxonomy places the organism in Eukaryota, Metazoa, Chordata, Actinopteri, Pleuronectiformes, Pleuronectidae. The record is from RefSeq and is a predicted model, not a curated record. The coding region runs from base 151 to 1014 and encodes 287 amino acids. Gene Ontology annotation, biological process: regulation of cell differentiation. The transcript is spliced from 5 exons. Gene Ontology annotation, cellular component: membrane.